Indicator indicator is the source of this 843-nucleotide messenger RNA. RefSeq names its product EMG1 N1-specific pseudouridine methyltransferase (gene EMG1). Gene Ontology annotation, biological process: rRNA base methylation. The coding region runs from base 1 to 696 and encodes 231 amino acids. The record is from RefSeq and is a predicted model, not a curated record. Gene Ontology annotation, molecular function: rRNA binding; rRNA (pseudouridine) methyltransferase activity. Gene Ontology annotation, cellular component: nucleolus; small-subunit processome. NCBI's taxonomy places the organism in Eukaryota, Metazoa, Chordata, Aves, Piciformes, Indicatoridae. The transcript has 6 exons.
AUGGCGUCGCCCAGGCAGCGUCGUGAGGAAGCGGCGGAGGAUGAAGAUAGUUUGCCUUUAGUUAAGCGACCCCGUGGGCAGCGACGGCUUUUGGUGGUGCUGGAAGGGGCGAGUCUGGAGACGGUGAAGGUAGGGAAGACGUUCGAGCUCCUCAACUGCGACAAGCACAAGGCACUGCUGCUACGGAACGGCCGGGACCCUGGGGAGGUGCGUCCCGACAUCACCCACCAGAGCCUCCUGAUGCUCAUGGACAGCCCACUGAACCGGGCUGGCCUCCUGCAGGUUUACAUCCACACCCAGAAGAAUGUUCUAAUUGAAGUAAAUCCCCAGACUAGAAUCCCAAGAACUUUUGAUCGGUUCUGUGGUCUCAUGGUUCAGUUGCUGCACAAGCUCAGUGUUCGAGCAGCUGAUGGGCCUCAGAAACUGCUGAAGGUGAUUAAAAAUCCAGUGAGUGAUCACCUCCCUGUGGGCUGUAUGAAGAUAGGGACCUCUUUUGCAGUUCCCAAGGUGUCAGAUCUGCGUCAGCUGGUUCCUGCAGCAGAGCCAGUGGCCAUUGUUGUGGGAGCUUUUGCCCACGGUUCAGUCAAUGUUGACUACACAGAAAAGAUGGUCUCCAUCAGCAACUAUCCCCUCUCUGCUGCCUUGACCUGUGCUAAAAUUACUACUGCCUUUGAGGAAGCCUGGGGGGUAGUGUGAGCAUCUGCUGCUACUGCUGGCAGGGUGGACUUCUAUGCAAUGACUCCAUGUUCUGGAAGGACUCUUUUUACUUAGGUGUUGAUCUGGUGCAACUUGGGCUCUUGAGGGGAAAAGGCUUCAAUUUCAUCCUUGUAGCGCUCCUGGCAC